Molecule: messenger RNA, 1053 nt
Organism: Suillus subalutaceus
Lineage: Eukaryota; Fungi; Basidiomycota; Agaricomycetes; Boletales; Suillaceae
Product: kinase-like protein
Exons: 4
Coding region: 1-1053 (350 amino acids)
Biological process (GO): regulation of mRNA processing; protein phosphorylation; spliceosomal complex assembly
Molecular function (GO): protein kinase activity; ATP binding
Source: RefSeq, a predicted model, not a curated record
AUGCUGGUAUCUUCUAGAAACAAUUCAUAUGUUGCUAUCAAGAUACUUAUUGGCAAACCAACUGAUCUGUUCCGACAAAACCACCUUCCAGAGUGGACAAUCCUCAAGCAGGUUUCAUCCCCACCAAACCCACACUGUCUUCAACUCCUAUCUGACUUUGUAAUCCCUGGAAAAGGAAGUGCAGGGGAACACCUCUGCUUUGUUACCCAGGUCCUAGGUGGAGAUGUAAGCAAAUUGGAUGAAACUUGUGGCCCAAUCUUCCCUCUCCCUCUUGCUAAAUGCAUCCUUCUACACAUCCUCCGUGGAAUUGCCCAUGCACACAGCUGUGGCAUAGUCCACACUGAUCUACACCUCUCCAACAUCUUCUUCAAUACUUGCAUGUCUACUGCUGACUUGGACAAGUUACUCAAGUCCAAUCCAUCUUGCCGACACCCUCCAGAAGAGUCUCAUGAUGGGAUGAUGCAGACUGCAGUGUCACAGCCACUUCCAGUACCUACUCUAGAGGAGGCCAUGCAGAGGACAUUCAUACUUGCAGACUUUGGCAGUGGCAAUUCCACAGCCCAGCCUAUUACCACCCACAUCACUGAUGAGAUCACUGCACCUGAUCUUCGUCCACCUGAAAUCAUCAUAGGGUCACCAUGGAAUGAAAAGGUGGAUAUAUGGACAUUUGGAUGUUUGAUCUUUGAAAUUGUCACCCAUCGCCAUUUUUUCAAAUUAGAACCACUGCCAGAACUUAACCUUGAUCCGACAACUUCUCAGCUACAUCAGAUGAUAUCUUACACAGAGGAAGAUUUCAGCCCAGAGCAGCUUACUGCUGGUCAACGAUCUGCCCAGUUCUUUAAAGCAGAUUGUGAGCAUUACCUUACUUUUUGGGUACCAAUCCCGAAUUUUCCAAUUGAGUGGGCCAUCGGAUGCUACCACGUCAUAGGGGAGGAAGAAGUGGUACCCAUGGCCACCCUGAUGCGGAGGUGCUUGCAUCUGGAUCCUGCCAACAGGGCUAGUGCCGCUGAACUGCUCAGUGAUCCAUGGUUUGAGGGCGUUGACCCCAUUUAA